Messenger RNA from Trametes versicolor FP-101664 SS1, 525 nucleotides. RefSeq lists its product as uncharacterized. NCBI's taxonomy places the organism in Eukaryota, Fungi, Basidiomycota, Agaricomycetes, Polyporales, Polyporaceae. The coding region runs from base 1 to 525 and encodes 174 amino acids. The record is from RefSeq and is a predicted model, not a curated record. The transcript is spliced from 4 exons.
AUGACGAACCUUGCCCUCAAAGGAAUAAUCGGCGUUAAGGCAAUGGCGGAGAUAAGCCAAGCACUGGGCCAAAAGUACGAUGCACAACUCUACAAUAACUAUGCUGCUUCUCUUGCAGCUUCGUGGGUAUCUCUCGCGAUGUCCUCGAGUGGGGACCGUCUCCUCGGGUCCUAUGACGAUGAGCAAUCAUGGGCUCUUAUGUACAAUCUCUAUGCGGACCGACUCCUUCAGACUGGGGUCGUGGAGCAAACGGUCAACUCAUUCGCGCGUGCUUUCUACACCAUCAUUAACACUGCAGCAGCUCCUCAGUUCGGUCUACCCCUGGAUAGCGAUGCGGGCAACGUUUCCAAUGUAGCAUGGCUCCUCUUCACCGCUGGCACCGUGCUAGACGACGACGUGCGCGACGGUCUCGUCAACAGUGUAUGGGCCCGAGCGUCUUUCAACCAGACAACGGGUCCGUUUCCGGACACGUACGACAUCGUGACUGGGGCUAUACAAGGAAGUCCGAACGCCAAUGCAGGGUGA